ACAAUCUCUUUACUUCCAAGUUCCACCCCUUACAUUUUCUCCUUUGAUUUCCUUGGUUCCUACCGAUAUAUCUUAUGGAGUCCAAACGUCAAAGUUUGACACUCGCAUUCAUCUUGCUUCCGAUGCUGCUCGGCUUCGCAAGGUCCGAUAUCAAUCAAGACAAGGCGGAAUGCGCCACUCAGCUCGCAGCGCUCGCCCCAUGUCUCCUGUACGUCGGCAACCAGGCGAAAACCCCGACAGUAGACUGCUGCGGUGGGAUCAAACAGGUGCUGGAUAAAAGCAAGAAAUGUCUCUGUGAGUUGCUUAAAGAUAAAGAUGAUCCAAGCCUCGGCCUUAAGAUCAACGGCACUCGUGCGGCUACCCUUCCUAGUACCUGUCAUCUCCCUGCUAACAUAACCGACUGUGUCUCCCUCCUCCACUUAGCACCCAACUCCCAGGACGCAAAGUUAUUUGAAGGAUAUCAAAAGCUGGAAGAGGGACAUGCCACUACCCCAACUUCCGGGGAGCUCGAGUAGCAGACCAUCAAGUGCUGCAGAGAAGAGUGAGGGAGUAAGAGCGAAGGCAUGGGUGGGAGUUGAGAUGGCUUUGGCACUUUCACUCUGGAUUUCCUAUAUAUAAUAUUUAUGAAUUUGUAAAUCAUGUUUUUUUAAUAACUUUCAAAUAUAAUAUUUAUGGAGUGUAAUUCAUGCUUUCAUACCUUCAAAUAUAAUAUUUAUGAAUUAAU
This is a messenger RNA of Hibiscus syriacus, 724 nucleotides long. Its product is annotated as non-specific lipid transfer protein GPI-anchored 6-like. Lineage: Eukaryota; Viridiplantae; Streptophyta; Magnoliopsida; Malvales; Malvaceae. The record is from RefSeq and is a predicted model, not a curated record. The coding region runs from base 75 to 515 and encodes 146 amino acids. Gene Ontology annotation, molecular function: lipid binding. Gene Ontology annotation, biological process: lipid transport. The transcript has 3 exons.